Aspergillus vadensis CBS 113365 is the source of this 2552-nucleotide messenger RNA. RefSeq names its product acetyl-CoA:L-glutamate N-acetyltransferase (gene arg2). The record is from RefSeq and is a predicted model, not a curated record. Gene Ontology annotation, biological process: L-arginine biosynthetic process. The transcript has a single exon. NCBI's taxonomy places the organism in Eukaryota, Fungi, Ascomycota, Eurotiomycetes, Eurotiales, Aspergillaceae. The coding region runs from base 217 to 2397 and encodes 726 amino acids. Gene Ontology annotation, cellular component: mitochondrial matrix. Gene Ontology annotation, molecular function: arginine binding; L-glutamate N-acetyltransferase activity, acting on acetyl-CoA as donor.
AAAGUAAUCCAUUCUUCACUAUGAAUGCUACUAUAUACUAUGUAGCCAUCCCCCAAUUCACGUGACUGUUGUUGCCCAUGACAUGUUGCGGCCCCAUCGGAGCUCCUAGUGUCUGUCACGUGGGCGCCUAGCGACUUUUCAGCCCAGUCGAUCGAUGGCCACCUCUCCAUCUACAGACCGACGCAUCCUCAAAGUCUCACCUCCGGGUCCGAAACUAUGAGCUCCAGGACCUUGGUCGGGCUGCGAUCGACUACAUCGACACACCUGCAACGCAGCGGUGUUGCUGCCGCUACCGCCGUCAGCAGUAGUAGUACUAGUAGUAGUGGCAGUGCCCCGCGUCGAUGUCUUUCCUCGGCUUCCGGUCGGCAAGUGCAGCAGAGUGCCGAGUUCUCCUCCAGCAGCAAAACUUGGGAUCGUUUAGGUCGCCGCGCCAAGGAGAAGCUCCUAGACCGCGAAUUCUUCCUCAGCUUGUUGAACUCAGCCUCAACCAAGCGUGAGGCCAAAUCUUAUUUGGCCCGUCUCAAAGCUCAACACCAAGGAACUACUCCCCUGAAGCCGGCCGCCAAGCAAUCCGGAGUAUCGGAAGCGACAGCACCAGUGUCGUCGGGUGCCAGUUCAACCUCAUUCUAUGGCGCCUCUCGAUCGGUCUAUGACAGUCCCGUCUUCAGACAUGACUCAACUCCAACACCUCCCCUUCAAGAUGUGUCCGAGCGCCUGCACCUGGCCCUGGUCAAGAUAACCACUCCGCAGCUUCUCGAUGACUCGACCGUCAACGGCGUGGCCAAAACCCUCUCGCAGCUGAAUCGUCUGGGAAUGGCUUGUUGUGUGGUAGUCGACCCGGGCACAGCAGGCGAUCCUAACAAACUGCGGAGGAUUGCGGCCGAGCAGGCAGAUCGCAUCUCAACAGCUGUGGAUGCCCAGCCGGAUUCGAAAUCAGCUCACAUCGACUCUGUCCUAUCCGUUUCUGCGCUGAACCCUGAGGCGCCCAGAGUCCUAUCCCGGAAGGUACUGCUCGGGCCGUUGCGCGAUGGUCACGUCGUGGUCUUGGCCCCCAUUGCUUACACAGAAGACGUUCCUCGAGCAGUGACAGUCUCGGCCAGCGAUGCCAUCCUGGCCCUCACCAAAGAGCUGGCCGGACUAGCAACAAAUCCUGACCCUGAUGAAGACCCAAUACUGACGGCCCAACGGAUCGCGGCCCUGCAGGAGGAAGUGUCUUUGGAUCGAGUUAUCCUCCUGGACCCCUUGGGCGGGAUUCCUGCUUUCAGUGGGCCUCAGACGUCCCAUGUUUUUAUUAACAUGGAACAGGAAUUCGACGAUAUUGAGAACGAGUUGCUGCGGGUGUGGCAGUCGGCAGCAUCUGCAAAGAAUAAUCUUCCUGAGGAAGGUUUACCGUCCAUUGCUGAUAGCAAUCCUCUCUCCAAAUUCGCCGACACGGAAGUCGUCCCAGUGCCCCCUAGUCAGAAAGCGUACUCGUCAGACCUAACCUUGGAUACAAGCAUGGUGGAGGGCCACUUAGAUAAUCUGCGACUAAGCCAAGCCGCACUGGCGAUGCUACCCUCGGCAUCGUCUAGUAUCAUCACCUCCCCACUCGAAGUUGCAAAUUCAGCACAGAGCCCCGGAGGCGCUAGUCCAGAUGUAUCAGCUGUUGGAACCCGACGACAGAGGAACCCGCUCAUCCAUAAUCUUUUGACCGACAAGCCUUUGCUCUCGUCUUCUUUGCCCCUAAGCCGACGUGCAGCCCUAAAUGGCAGAGGGGACUCGAUUGUUACACAGGCCUCCCACACCACGUUUGUCAAGCGAGGCAUGCCGCUGACCAUCAUUCCGAAUCCAUGGCUUUCACCCUGGACGGCCAGAGAUCGGCCGCGCCUGGGGCUCGAUGAUCCCUCGAUCGACCUGCCCCGACUGGUCCAUCUCAUCGAGGAUUCCUUUAAUCGCAAACUUGACGUACAAGACUACCUCAACCGAGUCAACGGUCGCCUGGCCGGACUCAUCAUUGCAGGGGAGUAUGAAGGAGGCGCCAUCUUGACCUGGGAGCUUCCUCCCGGCGUAGAGGAUGAUGGAAGUGAGGCGAGCCAAGCUCGCAUGGUUCCCUAUCUGGACAAGUUUGCCGUUCUGAAACGUAGUCAAGGUGCCGGUGGUGUGGCCGAUAUCGUCUUCAAUGCAAUGGUACGCUCUUGUUUUCCGAAUGGCGUGUGCUGGCGCAGCCGCAAGGACAACCCCGUGAACAAGUGGUACUUUGAGCGCUCGCAGGGGACAUGGAAACUAUCGGAUAUGAAUUGGACCAUGUUCUGGACUACUCCAGGACUGACGGACGAUUCCCAAAAGUUUCGGGAUUACGAGGCCGUGUGCCGCAGUAUCCAGCCGAGCUGGGCUGAUGACACCGGUGUUGUGGAUUGAUUGAUUAGCUGAACAUAUUCGUAACACAUGUAUAUACCCAUUAUCCGCCUGUUCGUUCCAAGUGAAAACCUAGGUGCUUCAUAUCUUCUCGUAACGAGCUACAUCAAUUCCAACCUAAAUCAUUUCAAGUCGGAUUCUCCGACCGUGGAAAAGUG